Messenger RNA from Penaeus chinensis, 402 nucleotides. RefSeq lists its product as uncharacterized. NCBI's taxonomy places the organism in Eukaryota, Metazoa, Arthropoda, Malacostraca, Decapoda, Penaeidae. Bases 1 to 402 code for a protein of 133 amino acids. The record is from RefSeq and is a predicted model, not a curated record. The transcript is spliced from 3 exons.
AUGGCAAGUGAAGGAGGAUGUGAGAGAGCAGUGAAAGACCGUGUGAAGGCAGCGUGGGCUAAGUGGCGAGAGGUUUUUGCCGUGAUAUGCGAUAAAAAGUUACCAGCCAAGUCGAAGAUGUUCAAAACUGUGAUAAGACCUGUGUUAUUGUUCGGAGCAGAGACUUGGGCCUUAAGAAAGAAAGAAGAGAGCCUGCUCAAUGGAUCUGCCUAUCCCUGGAAAGCAGAGCAGAGGAAGACCAAGAAAGAGGUGGCUAGAUUGUGUGAUGGCCGACAUGAAGGAAAGGAACAUCGAAGAGUAGUGGGCACAAGACCGAAAGAAGUGGAGAAAAGCAGUAUGUGUGUCAUUCUCUAUGAUAUACAAAGUCCCAACGUGAGCCAAAUGUUUACAGCCUCUUUAUAA